This is a messenger RNA of Serendipita indica DSM 11827, 1926 nucleotides long. The record is from the annotation of a GenBank genome assembly. Lineage: Eukaryota; Fungi; Basidiomycota; Agaricomycetes; Sebacinales; Serendipitaceae.
AUGUCGGAUCGCUUUGCACGCUUCAAAACUGAUCCACGCUUUCGCCGACCCAAAAAGCAAACGAGCAAAGUCCAGAUUGAUGCACGGUUUCGGGAUGUAAUCGAUUCAAAACCUGUAAAAGGAGCAUCCAGAGUGGACAAGUAUGGGCGAAAACUGGCCACAACGCAUGAAAAGGACCAGCUGCGCAAGUUUUAUAGCCUUGAUGACGAGGAAGAGGAUGAGAAAGAGAAAAGAGUCGACUAUGCCCGUGGAGAAGGUCUCUUGGAGAGUUCAUCCUCUUCCUCGAGCGACGAAGAAGAAGAAGACGAAGGCGACGUAGUGAUUGGUGGUGCUGUCACCAAACCGAUACAUUUACUGGACGAAGAGUCGGACGAACAAGAGCCAGAGAUUGAUCUCGACGAGUCGCAGUUUGCAGAGCUCGAUGCGGAGGCGGAGAAAAAUGUGGCAGCGGAUGCAGCGGCUACCGGCGAAGCAGUCAAGCCCACCAAACGAAUCGCUGCUGUAAAUCUGGACUGGGACCACGUCAAGGCGUCCCACUUAUUCCGCAUUUUUUCAUCUGCCCUGAUUUCCCUCAACGCCAAUGCCACAACCUCCAGUCUGAAAAGUGGUCGACUCUUAAACGUUUCCAUCUAUCCUAGCGAGUUUGGCAAGAAGAAAAUGGCAGAAGAGGACAAGUCCGGUCCGCCACCCGAGCUGUUCCAACCGCCGGCAGACGGCAAGAAGAGACGAAAACAGGAUGAAGGAAACAAACAUACCAAAGUUGUCAAAAGGCGUGAUGAUGGUGAAGAGUACGAUCAAAAUGCUCUGAGGACGUAUCAAUUGGAGCGACUUCGUUACUAUUAUGCAAUUGCAACAUUCACCGACGUGGCUGCGGCAUCCCAUGUCUACACUGAGCUUGAAGGCACAGAGCUCGAACGCUCUGCCAAUUUGUUCGACCUCAGCUACGUCCCAGACUCUAUGGCCUUUGAAGAUCCGCCACGAGAUGAAGCAACGGAGGAAUCCCUCACUGCAUCAUACCAACCCCUCAACUUUACCACCGAUGCUCUACGACAUUCCAAUGUCAAGCUUACAUGGGAUGAUGAUGAUCCUGAACGAACUCGAGUUACCCGCCGAGCCCUCAGCAAGAAGGAGAUUGAUGAAAUGGACUUUCAAGCACUCAUCGCUUCUUCUUCCUCGAGCGACGAUGAAGCAUCCGCUCCUAAUGGGAAAAGUAGUAAGAAGGCGGCAUCCAAGGAAGAAGCGCAGAGGAUACGCACACUCCUACUCAGCGGUAACGAUGAAAAUCUACCGGAGGGAUGGGGCGGACAGAGCAUCGAAAAGGAAGGAGAGAGCGGCGCCAUGGAAAUCACCUUUACUCCUGGCUUGAGUGGAACCCUCGGCUCCAGUGCGAAUGCCGUCACGGAAGAGACGACUUUGGAGCGAUACCAAAGAAAAGAAAAGGAAAAGAAAAAAGCGAAAAAAGCGAAACGAAAGGAGAAACUUGCAGCUGCGGCGGCAGAUGCCACAAGCGAAGAGGAUAUCGCAAAGAAGGGGAGCAGGUCGCGUAAACUGGAAGGAGAUGCAUUCUUUGCCAACUCGUCAGAGGAUGAACCGGACGCCGAGGAGGGUGCUCAUAGCCGCAAGCAAAGAUCGACAGCCAAGCCAGCGACAGAUGCAGAGCUCUCCUUGCUCAUGGAUGACGACGAAGGAUUACUUCCUUCAGGGAGAAAACACUUUGAUAUGAACGACAUCAUACGAGCGGAGAAGAGAAGCGACAAGGGUCAUAAAAGCAAAUCCACGAAGCGAAAGAGACGCGAGGGUGAGCACGAGGAAGACAAAUUUGAGAUGGAUGUGCAAGAUCCUCGAUUCCGAGCGGUUUUAGAUGAUCAUCGAUUUGCGAUAGACCCUGCAAAUCCUCAGUAUGCGUUACGUUCUACUCAUUCGUGA